Messenger RNA from Amphimedon queenslandica, 841 nucleotides. Its product is annotated as coactosin-like protein. Gene Ontology annotation, molecular function: actin filament binding. Lineage: Eukaryota; Metazoa; Porifera; Demospongiae; Haplosclerida; Niphatidae. The transcript has 4 exons. Bases 110 to 541 code for a protein of 143 amino acids. Gene Ontology annotation, biological process: regulation of actin filament polymerization. The record is from RefSeq and is a predicted model, not a curated record. Gene Ontology annotation, cellular component: cortical actin cytoskeleton; site of polarized growth; actin filament.
UGCAGUCUACCUAAAAACCACACUUGUGGGUUUACCUCCUCCGUUUGCUCGAUCCAUCUCUCUCUCACUUCUCUGUGACCCUCUCUCUUUCUCGAAUCGCGUACAAAAGAUGGCUCUCUUCAGAGAGGUAGCAAAGGAAGAUAUGCAGGCAGCAUACGAAGAAGUCAGAAAUGACGGCAACGAAACAAACUGGGCAUGUUAUAAGUACGAGGGUAAAUCAUUGGUCGAAGGUGGAACAGGUGCUGAGUACAGUGAUCUUCUUGAAUUAUUAGGAGAUGAUGAUAGAGCUUACUGUUACGUGAGGUUUGAGACUGGGGAUGAGAUGAGUCGUAGGGCAAAGUUUGCUUUUAUCACUUGGAUUGGCCCUGCUGUUGGUGCACUAAAGAAAGCAGCAGUCUCAACAGACAAAGCUUUUGUUAAAGAGCUCUGGCCAAACUUUGGUAAAGAGAUAUUGGCUGAUGAAAAGAAAGAAAUACAAUACGAUACUGUGAAGAAUAUAUUGGAGAAGGCCAGCGGUGCUGCUUAUGGCACAGGGAAGUAAUUCUGACAAGGCAUCGUCCACAAUGCAGCUAGUAUCCCUCUCUCUGUCGUCAUCCUACUACUACUAUUAAUAAUUAUUAUUUUAUUGAACUUUUUCAUUUGGAGCUAAGAAUUAUUUGUGCGUGUGUGUACUAAUAAUUAUUAUACUAAUUAUAACUUAGAAACAAAUUAUUAGCUUUCUUUUCCACCUUUUCUCACACUUUAGUGGAAUUUUGUUUAAAUUUAUAAAUUAUUAGAAUAAUAAUAAUUAUUACUUAGUGAUUCAAUCCAUUCUUGAUAUUUUUUACAACAUUCCCCUAAA